Pterocles gutturalis (yellow-throated sandgrouse) is the source of this 479-nucleotide messenger RNA. RefSeq names its product serologically defined colon cancer antigen 3 homolog. NCBI's taxonomy places the organism in Eukaryota, Metazoa, Chordata, Aves, Pterocliformes, Pteroclidae. The record is from RefSeq and is a predicted model, not a curated record. The transcript has 5 exons. The annotation marks the transcript as partial. Gene Ontology annotation, biological process: positive regulation of protein localization to cilium; regulation of cytokinesis; positive regulation of cilium assembly. Gene Ontology annotation, cellular component: centrosome; midbody; early endosome.
CUAAAAGAAGAGAAUGCCAGUUUGAGAAGCAAGAUCAAUAAGCUUCAGAUUCUCUCUGAAACUCAAGCAGACAAGAUAAGGAAACUUGAAAAAAAGCUUGAGGAAAACAAAAUUAAAGAAGAAAAAGAAGCGCAAGAUUUGGAAGCAAUGGUGCAGCAUGUGGAACAAAAUCUCCGGCUGAUGACUAAACGGGCUGUUAAAGCAGAAAACAAUGCUACAAAACUGAAACAGGAAAAUGCGUUACUUCAGGUGCAGCUGAAGAAUUACAAGACGGAGAAUGAAGCCCUGAGGGCGGGCCAGUCGGCGAGUCUGGCCGUGGUGAAACGAAACGCAGACGUCGCCUUACAGAACCUUCUCACAGUUAUAACAAACUCCCGGUCUUCCAUCAAGCAGCUGGUCUCCGGAGCAGAAUCCCUGCAGCUCGUCGCUAAUCUUCUUAAAUCAAUAGACAGAAUUUCUGAAAUGUCAGAAGAUGGACA